UCCCACCCAGAGCCCGAGUUACCGCCAUCUGCCCCUGACGCUGCCUCUUUCAAACCGCCAAAGGGCAUACACAGCAGUCCAUCGCGAUGGAGAGACAAGCCUAGGAUGAAAAAGACCUCGCCUUUAAAGCCCUCUUCGAGCCACCCGCCCGUGAAGCCCGGCAGCAAGGCUGUAUUGCCGAUGCACAGCUUUCAACUUCCUCCAAGGGACAGCGAUGGCAAUCCACAGGAGAAUCCUUUGCACGACAAAGCCCAUCCAGCCCGUCAAGUUGGCGUGUUUGAUCCGAAUAGAGACAAAAAGAGGGAAAUAGAGGCUCUUGAGGAAGAGAUUGCAAAGUUGCAGCGGGAUCUGCAGAUAGUAAGCAAAGAGAACGAUAGAAUACGGCUGAUGCAGUCUUCCGGUCGUAUCCUAAGCUUUGCGGACGAGGAAGAGGUAUUUGACGUGAUGCGACGGCAUCUCAUAGACUCCGAGACAAAACCUCCGCCGCCCCCAUCACAACAGUUAUUAAGAGCGGCAUUAAACCCUACAGCGUUGUUGCCAUUUGGGAGGCCAACUCCGGUUGUCGCUACGACAGACGAUCAGAUCAACAUCGCAGACAUCAAAUCUCACCAUCCCGUAAGGAUGACGGCAGAGGAAGAAUUGCCAUAUCUGCAACUAUUCAGCCCGUUCGAGGUCACGUCAACCAUGGCCGUGUUGCAUGCGGAUGGGGACCAACCCCUGCGGCAGCGGCGUGUCAUGACUUUCCGGUCAAAAGACGCACCUGGCCUCUUUGCUUCAAAGGUCGAGAUGGUGGUGAAUGCCACCAACUCGAGCAUUUUGGAACUCAAGGUGCACUCUCUCGAACCCGCAGCGAGGGCUGAGCUGGGGCCAUUUGUCACCAAGGUAUGCGAAGGCGACUGCAACAGGAGCAUGCAGCGCAACAUUGGGAUACUGUCAUGGGCCAUGGGGGAAUGGUACCAGGCUGCCGUUCAAAGAGCGCAGUUAUGGUCCAAACUAGACCAGGAGCUAGCUUCCAAGGGACAGUUCUUGCAAGCCGUUGCCGAGGCACGGAGGAAAAAGCCGUUGCGAAGAACAGCUGAGGAGAUGGAAGACGACGGGGAAGAGCAAUCAACACCUGCGCCAUCAUUUAAGAAGGCCGCGUUGGUUCAUUUCAUGGGCCAACAAGCGUUCGAAUUUAACAUCCCGUCGAAGAAGCGGACAGAUCCUACAUCAUCGGUGCGGUUGGAGUGGAGGAUUGAUUUUGAUUGGAUUGGAGAGGCGCAAAGCAAGGUGACUGUCAUGAUUGGCGUCCCCGGCAAGUGGCGCAAAGCUGAUCAGCGUGGUGUGUUGGGAAAGCUCCCAAAGCUGUUUGAGGAUCUUGUAGAGGGGGGGCAGGACCCAUCUCUCGCGGUUAAAACGAUUGUGGCGUUGGUUGUAGGAGAACAGUGA
Molecule: messenger RNA, 1428 nt
Organism: Trichoderma virens Gv29-8
Lineage: Eukaryota; Fungi; Ascomycota; Sordariomycetes; Hypocreales; Hypocreaceae
Exons: 2
Source: RefSeq, a predicted model, not a curated record